AUGGCGCUUAAGAAACGCGUAUCGAAAGCCUGUGACACUUGCCGUAAAUCCAAGACCAAAUGCGACGGAGAACGGCCGUGCCAACGAUGUUUGUCGGAAAAUAAGAUUUGUACCUAUUCAGACUGGUCAAUUGGGUAUUCGGAGGGUAAAUUGAAGCGACUUUACAAUCAAGAAUAUGUGGAUCUUUUGGAAACUCGAGUUUCCCUUUUAACCAAAUCGCUCGGACUGCUGUUCUUGGAAUUUGAUCGAUGUCUGGACUCCGGUGUAGUGACAAUUGAUGCGUCGCGCAUUGAAAAAUAUCGGCAAAUGCAGUACGACGCUCUGAUGUUACGUCAAGGUAUAGUGCCGACACCUGCGAAUGUAGAUGGUUCUACGGUUUCGGGUGGGAUUUCAGAAAGCACAAGUGACGCAGCCGAAGUUUGGGCUCGGCUUUAUAGAAACCGAAGGAUGUUCAUAAAUCCAACAACUCGAAAAUUGAAUAUUAACCAAGUCGUUUAUUCGAUUAUACCCACCAACGUGGACAUGGCGACGAAAUCUGUCAAUUUUACGGCCUGCUCUGAAGCAGAAAUGCAAGAUUUACGAACAAUUGUAGGAAAAUCCAAAAUGGGACCCGAUGAUAUUUCUCCAGAAGUCGCUGACCGGUACCUCGGCCAUGGUUAUGUUACUAAGGACAAUCUUUUCACAUUAGACUGUUCCCAAGAUGGGAUUCCUCUUAAUGUCACAUCUCAGCCAUCUAUGUUGAGAAAACGACGCAAAUCAUUUGGACCCGAAAAUGGCAAUUCAGAGCUGGUGUUUCAGAAGCCAGCUUCAAAUCCACCUCAAUCGAAUUUAAGUCUCAAUAAGCUUUCAUCAGAAACAAAUUGGUAUGAUAACUUCCAAGAUGAUCCCCAAUCGAUGCCACAUCCUGAUCAAGCGCAAGCGGCAACUGUCACUGCAUUUUAUCGAGAUUUCCAUUCCACUACACCGGAAAUGAAUGCUUCGAAUGAAGAAAACAUGGCACACUACCAACAAGAUUCUUUGGAAAACGUUCACAUUGGUAUAAAACCAAUCAAUAAAUCACCAGUGUAG
Molecule: messenger RNA, 1068 nt
Organism: Lachancea mirantina
Lineage: Eukaryota; Fungi; Ascomycota; Saccharomycetes; Saccharomycetales; Saccharomycetaceae
Source: the annotation of a GenBank genome assembly